UCAGUAUUUAUUCAGAAACAGACGUAUAUAAUGGAAUUGGGGAACAACCAAUUCGGACAAGUUAGAAGUAUACGAUUGAUUUGUCGGAAAAUUAAGUAUUUUCAGCGUAAGCAUAUGAAAGUGGGGUGUGCAUACAGUCGUCAUGUGCCAGGCAGUCGUCGGAAAUAAUGGAGGUUUCUAUGGAUUGCAGAAUGCAGCUUAAACUGAAUAAGAUCAAAUCUUUUUAUUGAGAAGUGUUAUUAGUAUAGUCAUCGGCGUUGAGAAAUAGCGUCACCUGAACAUCGG
Molecule: messenger RNA, 285 nt
Organism: Acanthoscelides obtectus
Lineage: Eukaryota; Metazoa; Arthropoda; Insecta; Coleoptera; Chrysomelidae
Source: the annotation of a GenBank genome assembly